Molecule: messenger RNA, 5538 nt
Organism: Tetrahymena thermophila SB210
Lineage: Eukaryota; Ciliophora; Oligohymenophorea; Hymenostomatida; Tetrahymenidae
Product: NLI interacting factor-like phosphatase family protein
Exons: 10
Molecular function (GO): phosphoprotein phosphatase activity
Source: RefSeq, a predicted model, not a curated record
AUGAGUAGUUACCUCUAAAGUACGCAGAAAAAAUUUAUCAAUCCAUCAGAAAAUAAGCACUAUUUAGGAUAUAACCCUGCAAAGCCGUGCUUAACUGAAAGAACAGCUCCUUACUCAAAUCCUAAGGGGAAUGCUUCUCUUACAUACAACUCAGUCACUCCAAAGCGAGCAGGAAUACAAGAAUAGGGCAAAAUUGGUUUAAGCAAUUUUCUUUCACCAAGAAGCGAUAAUUAUUAAAACAUUAUGCCAAAUUAAUUAAAUUAAACGUAUGCAAAUGGGACAAACCAGAGUGCCAACAAUGGCUAUUUUGUUGGGUAAAAUAUGAAAUAAACCGGUUACAGGACAGUAUUUCAAGAAGACAUCCCAUAAGCAACGAAUUAAUCAUACAAUUAUUAAAGUAACAACCCAAUUAGUCAUCAAAAUUUUAACAUAUAUUCUCGCAGUACGACCAAUAUAACACCAAAUAAAUCUAGUGAAAACAUCAACAUCGAUCGAAGCUUGGAAAGCUCACUGGAAAGAACCCGUGUUACCAACGAUAAACAGGGUGAUGAUAUAAAAAAAAAAAAGAAUGGCAAUAAUAUUAAUGCAACUAAUUAGGAAAUACUCAACAAACUUAAACAAUUGUCUAAAAAUCCAAAUGCUAAUUUUACAUAAAAUGCAGGUGGAGCAUAUAAUAAUGCAUAAACAUCUUCUUAAUCAGCUGCAAGUCAAAAUCUAUUUAAACAAUCUUCUCUGGCUCAAACAAACCAAACACUUCUCACUUCAAAUAUUAAAAACAGCAACAACAAUAACAACAAUUAAAUUCUAAAUGCAAACAAUAAUCUACCUUCUUCCUUGAACUAUGGAAAACAAAACAUUAAUAAGAACUUUCAGCAAUAAGACAAUUAGUAUAACCUUUCAUCUUAAUAAAAUAACCCAGGUGUUAACAGCAUAAAUUCAAUUCUCAGUACUCAGAAUUUAAAUAAUGUUUUGAAUAAUACAAAUUCUAAGAGAUCAGUUACACCUAAUGGAGGUGUUAUGGGCAAUCAUAAUUCUAAUGCUGGAAAUAAUUCCAAUUAGAUUUAAGAUUUAUUUAACAGAACAUAGUUAUCGAAUAAUCUCAAUGCUCACAAUAAUAAUAGCAGUGCUAAGCAGCAUGCAAUAUCACCGAUACAAUAAUAAAUGAACAGCAUCCUAUAAAAGGUAGCUACUUCCAACGCUACUGGUCUUGGUCCUUAAUUGGAAUAACAAAGACAAUCGGUUCCCAUUCUAUAAAGUUAGCUUCAGUAACAACAGCAGUAGUUUUUCAACUAAAGUAGCCAAACAAAACAAAAUAUCUAAGCAAAAUAAUAAGGGAACAUUAAUUUAGAUCGUAGAUUCACUCCUUAAUACAUCCCAUAAGAAGCUUUCAAUUAGAUUAAUGAAUAAUUAAAUUUAAAAGCACUAAAUUUAGAAGAAUAACUGAACUUAAAAAACGCUCAACAAAAUUUUAAUCCCUACAGCUCAACUCCUAAUUAAAAAAUAUAGUAAUAACUACAGCAAACUGUUCAAAAAAGACCCAAUGUAAACAGUAAUACUAAUUUAUUAAGUAAACUCUCUGCUCCUAAUUCAAACAACAACACCAAUAAUAACUUUUUCAAAAUGUUUAAUUAGCAAUAGAGAGUUUCAUCCCCAAAUAUAAAUAAUGCAAACAAUCAAAACAAUAUGAUGAUCAGAACUUCUAAGUAAAAUCAAGACGAUUUGGAUGACCAAACAGUUCGUUUAUUAACUGGAGAUGAAAGCUUAAAUGCAAUUAUAAAUAAGCUCGAUCAAAGUGGACAGUACUUAAAUUUAGAUUCGAAUAACGGAUAUCUAAAUUAAGCUAAAGGUGUUUCUAGCUCUAACCAAUUGCCUCAUAGCAAAAACACCAGCAGCAACUAAGUGACAAAUUUAACUGAUAACACCAACAAUAAUAUAAAUAAUCACCACAUUUACACCAACAGCAGCAGCAUGAACAGCUACAAUGAGAGUUAAAAUGAAUUGAGCUAAGAGAAUUUAAACUAGUAUCUGAUUAAUAAUAACAAUAAUAAUACAGGAGUGAAUUCUUAGAAUAAUUUAUCAAGAGACAAUCAGUCGAGCAACAGAUAACUUGUUAACAAUAUUUAGAACAAAUAAGAACAUGAGAAGCUGAUGAUGAAACUACUUCAAGAAAAGCUUGGAGAGAAUUGCAGCCAAUAUCUUAUGAAUUAACAAAAUAAUUAACAAUAAAUUUCACAAAAGUAAUAUCAUUCUUAGGGAUUGCCAAAUUCAGCUUAGAUGCAAUAAUUAUAACUUUAACAGUAACUUGAUCUUGCUCAAUUUUAAGAAAAUGAAACACCACGUAAAGUUAACAAAAGUGUUCCGAUGGCAACAACUGCAAACCAAGGAUAGCAUUACAAAGUCUCAGACAUCAUGAAGGAGCAAACUAAGAAAAACAAUUCUAGUAGCAAUUAGAAUAGAGGCGGAUUAUAAAAAUAAAUUAUGGAAUAGAUUCUUUAAAGUAAAAUUGGAUAAUCUGGCUUGAGUAACUAAUAAUCAGUGCUCCCUAUGACUCCAAAUUAAAUUUUAAAACAAUAACAGCAAUAAGCAAACAUGUUGUUGGAAUCUGCUAAUUAAAUUGAAAAUGAAAUAUAAUAGAUCUGGUUAUAAUAGUAGCAAUAAUAAUAGUAAAAUCAGCUGCCUGAUUAAAUUUCUAAUUAUUAAAUAUCAGCUCCAAUUAAUGCUUUGCAGUAAUAGUCCUAGGGUAUUCCUUUAGUAGAUUAUCAAGUUGUAGAAGACUAUGAAAGCAAUGAAGGCAAUAGCAAUAAUCUCAGCUCUAACAAAUUAGUUGGCUACUAAUAAGAAAUAAUGAACACUUAACUUUAAUAACCCUAGUUAAACGAAUAAGAAUAUUCUUCUGCAGAUCUAAAUUAAAUAUCAAAUUAGCAGUAAUAGAUUCCAUAACCUUUCAGUAACAACUAAAAUGCAUUCUAAAACUAAAACAACACCAAUAGCACAGAACCUAUUGACUUUGACGAGUUCUAGAAUUACAAUUAAUCACCUAACGUUCAAUUUGGUUAACAAUAAUAUCAAAUUGAGAGUGAAGAAUAAUAGCAAAAGUAAGGCGUAGAUUAAUAGCAAUAAUUUUUGUAACAAUUACAAUAAUAUCAAUAAUAACAAUAAUAAUUUUUAUAAAAAAAUAGUAAUAAUCCACUUACUUCUGCUUUGCUACAAAAUUAAUAAUAGAUAUAUUAAUUAUAAUAGCAAUAGUAAUUUUAAUAAUAAUAGCAACAACAUUUGUAGUAUAUGUAAUAAUAACAAUAUUUCAAUAAUCCAAAUGAUAUUGCUAAGUUAGCUUAGUAAAAAUUGUUAUCACAGUAGUAAAUUUAUGCAAAUUAACUUAAAUCUUAAUCUAAUUCUAUGAAUUAAGGCUCAGCGGCUCUCUAAACAAGUGCUAGUCAACUGUUGUAAAUUGCUAACUAACAAAAGCAGUAAUUAUAAUAAUAAUUGCUCUAAAAUAAUCUUAUGAUGUAAUAAAAUAACAUUCAACAAUAAGGCUUAUCAAAGCAAAAUUUAGGACAACUAAAUAAUCUUUAAAUAUAACAAUUUUAAAAUUAGAAUAUUUAAUAAAAUGUAAACAAUAAUGCAAAUUAAGGUGAAAUCAUUUUAGGGUGCACAGAUGGUACUAAGUAGCUUAAUCUUAAUGAUGAAAGCAUAUCAUCGACAUCAUCAUCUAAAUCUUAAAAUAACAUUCUAAAUAAGUAAUAACCUAAUUUAUAGUAGGUGGUUGCUUAACAAGAAGUUCCAAAAAUAGAAGUAGAAAAACUUAAAUAGAUUCUAUCAAUUUCUUUGUAAGUUGAAGAAUGUCUUUUCGAGUUGCUUCAAAACAGAGAAUUCGACUAUUAAGCUAAAUAUCUAAUUAAAUAUUACCAGUUAAUGCAAGAUAUUGCUUCGUUACAAAGUUUACCCAUCAGCAAGAUACAGAUGAAAGAAAUUCAAAGAUCAAUCAACAUGCAGAUAGUUCUUAUUCAAAUAAUUAUUUAUGAACACAUAGUAGUUAUUAAGUAGCUUAGGGAGUCCGUAAGAGGAACAGUAAGUAUGAAUGAGAACCUUCAAAAUAUUUUGAAUUCAUUCCAAUAUGUUCACUCGAGCUUUAUUUUAAUCCUAAUUCUAUUUGAAUAAGCAGUUCAAUACUUGAAAGACCAAGGAGAAAAGUAACUCGAAUAAUUAGAUUUAUCAGGCAUUAGCAAUGUGAUCAAAGAACGCACCAAAAAGAGAAAAAUGGGUUUCUUGAUUAAAAAUUAAGAUAAAAUAUCAAUUCUGAAAAAGUUCAACGAUAUUUUGCAACCAUUAAUCCAAAUAGUAAUUGAGGGAUAAAUUGAACUUUAAGAAGAAAAUAGAAAUUCACAUACUCUUUAUGAAGAUCUCUAUCAAAUACAAGAAAAUAUCCCAAAUUUGUAGAUUUAACAAAUCUUAGAUUUCAGCUCUAAGCUCUCAAACGAAAAUGUUCAAUUCAUGAAGGAUGAAGUUUCAAGACUCUAAAUAGUAUAAGAAAGAAAAAGUAUUUAAAAGUAAUUGGAAUUGGAAUUCUAAAAUCAUCAAAGUGAAUCUGACAAUAAGUCUUCUAAUCAAAACCUCAAUUCAAGUUCUUAAUAGCAAAAUUAAGCUAAAUAGAGUCAAAAGUAGGCAGAAAGUUAAAAAUCAAAGCAAGAAAAAUCAGAGCUUAAUGAUAAUAGUCAAAAAUAGUAAAAUUAAUCUUAAAACCAGGAUGAGAAAUAGUAGCAAUAAUAAAAGAGACAAGAAGCUUCAUAACAAUCUGAUAACAAUUAAAAGCCAUAAAAUUAACAAAUUGAAGAAGAUGAUCUAGAAGAUUUGAGCUAUAAAAAUCCUAAUAGUAAAAGCAAACCUGAUUAAGAAGAGAAUAAUAGCUCUUCUUAUCAAGAAAGCUCUAUAAUUGGAACUGUUCAACCUCCUUAUUUGAAAGAUUCUCCUUAAAAACCAUACACUCUUGUUAUAGAUCUUGAUGAAACCUUAGUUCACUACCAAGAACUUGAUGAUGGUGGCUAAUUUUUAGUAAGACCUUAUGCAGAAACUUUCUUGGAAGAAAUGUCAGAAUAUUAUGAAAUAAUUAUAUUCACAGCAGCUCUUCAGGAUUAUGCAGAUUUUAUUCUUGAUAUCAUUGAUUCUAAGAAAUCAAUUUCAUAUAAGUUAUAUCGUUAGCACACUGUAACCUAUCAAAACUCUUAUAUUAAAGACUUAUCGAGAAUAGGAAGAGAUUUGAAUAAAAUAAUAAUUAUAGAUAACUUACCUGAAAACUUCAAGCUUUAGCCUGAAAACGGAAUCUACAUUUAGUCUUGGUAUGGAGAAUCAGAAGACAGAGCAUUAUAUGACCUAACUCCUCUUUUAAAAUAAAUUGUGAGAAAGAAAUUCCGCACAGUGUAAUCUGCAUUGAAGUAAUUUAGAGAUAAAAUUGAGACUAACUUAAAGAAAGGAAUGUCUGAACCUCACUUAAACUUAUCUUUAGAAAUAUUUUCUGGGGAUGAGGAUGAUUAAUAGCGUUGA